CCUUUUGAAGCGCUUCCUUUUAGUUGUCAACAAGGAAUGUGAAUGGAUACUGAACAGUAGCUCUUAGCAGUAAAUGGUGUUCAAGACGAAUGGGAAACACUUUGCUGAACAAAUAACCGCGUCUGUUCUGUAGUGUCACGUCGGUCAGACAUACCUUUUAAACAAAGACAGAUGUGGAUUGAGUGAUACUCCUGUCACCAGGCUUCAGAAUAUCCAUGUGCAUAAUCUUCUUAAAGUUUGAUCCUCGGCCUGCGUCCAAAAAUGCCUACAGGCUAAUUUUGGCUGCAAAUAGAGAUGAGUUUUACAACAGACCGUCCAAAGCUGCCGACUUCUGGGGCACCAACAGUGAAAUCCUCAGUGGUCUGGACCUAGAGUAUGGUAAGGAAGGUGGAUCAUGGCUGGGAAUCAGCAAGAGGGGCAAGGUGGCCGCCAUCACAAACUACAUGGAAGGACAUCCUAAUCCUAAUGCACAAGGAAGAGGGUUCCUUGUGUCGAACUACCUUAUGGAUAAGGAUGUGGACAGCUACUCCUACCUGAAGAAGGUGUCUGCAGAAGGCCACUUGUACAAUGGCUUCAAUCUCAUCACAGCUGAGUUCAAAGCCAAACAAGACACUGUGUGUUACUAUGGAAACAGAGGCAGCUCUGAACCCAUCCGUCUGAAUCCAGCAGGGAUCUACGGCUUAAGCAAUUCACUCCUGGACACUCCAUGGAAGAAGCUUCUGAAAGGCAAGGAGCACUUUACCAACGUCGUCGGUGACCAGUCGCUGUCCGGCGACGGAUUGGUCCAAGCGCUGCUCCACGUCCUUAAUAACGAGGAGCUCAACACACCUGACCCACUGCAAGAGCAGCUGGGUGAAGGAUACAGCAGGUCCAUGGUCCAGGCUCUGUCAGCUGUAUGCGUCCGCUCUCCUCAUUAUGGCACAAGGACCAACACAAUAAUCCUGAUAGAUGCAGAGGGGAAUGUCACCUUCACAGAGCGCACAAUGCUCGACGUCGACGCAAGCAAGUGGAGCACCAAUUCUUUCCAGUUCAACCUCCAGGCAUGAAGAUGAGCUAGAGGAGACCAACUCUGUGCCUUUCUGCAGCCUCUUUCCCCCUCCAUCAGCCACUCUGCUGCAGCUGCUCUGCCCUCGUUGCAGCACCAAGAGCAGAAAGACUUGUGUGCACUUUUUUCUUCAGCUAGACGCCGUCUGUCUCAUGUACAUCAACCACAUGAAUUCUCUGCCCUUGAGUUCAAAUGUUUUUUUGUUUUUUUUUUAAAUUGUGCUAAGUUAAAUAAAUCGCCAAAGGACAAUUACAUUUUUAUGAAUAAAAACGUUUUAUCCACAUGUCACAGAAUACACCUGCUGGGAUGCUUGAGAAUGUCUAAUCUGUUAUUGUCCAGGCAACCAUAAAGUCCUCGUGAUGCCGUCUAAUGUUGCUGGAGUCAAACUUUAUACCUCUAAAUUUAAAAAAGAAAUAGACUCUUCCAGAUUUCAGACUGGAACUUUUAAAGUCAAAUUACCAAAGUUUGAGGACAGAACAACAUAUUAUAGAUGAAGGUAACCCUCUCCAUUAGUGGUUACUUUGACAGCACUUGGGUAUUUCAGAAAUUUUAUAGUAUUUAUGGCAUUCCCUGUUGUUGAAUAAUGAAUUUACAACUAUUAGACAUGGAAUACCGUUUAUUCAAUUGCAGUCUAAAAAAAUCCGUCAUGGGAAAAUUAAUAUUUGACGGUUUGUUUUUACAUUUUCAAUGCAAUUUAGUUCCCUAAACAUUUGAGACGUGUGUUUUAUUAUGCAGGUGGUUGUUAUUGGUAUUGAUUAGAACACCCAACUUGAUCAAAGUUUGAGCUCUUGGAUCCAAACGGUUCCAGAAAGGUAUAAAAAAAAUUGCUAUUGUGGGGUUUCACAUUUACUCUAAUUUUUAUGAUGAUUUUAUGUAAACUUCUGACUGCAACUGUAGGUGAUUAAAGUCAGUGGUGUUAUUUGUGCCUAAAUAUGAUAAAGUAUGAAGUCUUAAGCAUGAUUUAUUUGUUUAAAAACCCAACACCUUUACAUACAAAUAACACCUUUCAGUAUGUCUCAAUUUUACAAUUCAGCAAUGUAGCUCCUCUUACAUCAGCAUGCAAACAGCGACAUCCCCUGGUCAAGUGUACUGAAAUAAAGCAUUUGUUUCUUA
Molecule: messenger RNA, 2158 nt
Organism: Xiphophorus maculatus (southern platyfish)
Lineage: Eukaryota; Metazoa; Chordata; Actinopteri; Cyprinodontiformes; Poeciliidae
Gene: tango2
Product: transport and golgi organization 2 homolog
Exons: 9
Coding region: 216-1046 (276 amino acids)
Biological process (GO): protein secretion; Golgi organization
Cellular component (GO): Golgi apparatus
Source: RefSeq, a predicted model, not a curated record